Cucumis melo (muskmelon) is the source of this 821-nucleotide messenger RNA. RefSeq lists its product as uncharacterized. The coding region runs from base 112 to 684 and encodes 190 amino acids. The record is from RefSeq and is a predicted model, not a curated record. The transcript is spliced from 3 exons. Gene Ontology annotation, cellular component: nucleolus. Gene Ontology annotation, biological process: ribosomal large subunit biogenesis. Lineage: Eukaryota; Viridiplantae; Streptophyta; Magnoliopsida; Cucurbitales; Cucurbitaceae.
UCCACUCCUCUCCUCAGGAAAUAAACCCUACGAAGUCCCAAAUGAGUUCUUCAUCUUCCACAUAUUAAAACCCUAGCCACCAAUUUCCUUUUCUCCUUCCAAUUCCCAGAGAUGGGAAGGUCUCGAAGAAAGUACAAGAAAUCUCGCCCAAAAGUUAAGGUUGGUUUGCCCAAAAGAAACCCUAAUGUCUUCAAGCCGUCUUUUUGCAUGCCGCCUAAGCUCCGCUCCUUGCUCGCCGAACAAUUUGAAGAAGAUCCAACAUGGGAUGAGAAAGGAAGUGUCAUUCAAAAUUAUAAAUCCUUCGGUGUCAUUUCUAAUCCUAAUUUGCUCAGUGUUCGUUCCCGCACUGAUCACAUCGUUGAAAGCGACUCUCUCCAAGUCCCGCCAUCCGAUGACCCUGACUCCGUUCUUGAUUCUUCCGGUAGUGAUGUUGAAGAGGACGAUUUGAAAACAGCGUUGGGAAAGAAGCGCAAAGAUGGGAAAUCUGCACCUCUACAACCGUUGACCACACUUCAGCGUGUUCAUGUCGGUAAGUUAAUCGAGAAAUAUGGAGAUGAUUACCAGAGGAUGUUUAUGGAUACAAAGCUGAACUCAAUGCAGCAUUCUGUUGCCACUCUGGAGAAACUAUGCAAAAGAUAUCACAGUUGUUUAGAUAAGAAUCCCUUGAUAUUGACUCGUAAAUGACGAUAGCUCCUUCAUCUUUCAAAUUGUUUUGUUACGAGAGGUGAAAAUCAGAUAAGGUAUGAUCAUGAAAUUUUAUCGAGCAAUAUUGUUUUGAAACUAAACGUAUGAGCCUUAAUAGAUAAAUCAUUCUUCCUGCU